AUGCCCCACCAGGGCCACCAGGGGCUGCACCACGGCAACGGGCACGGGCAUGAUAGUCACGAUGGCCACCACGGACGCCACGGUCACGACUAUGCCGAAGACUGCGACGAGGAAGCCAACGAGACCUCGGCUCUUCUCUGUGCCGAUGUUGACUUCUCCAAAAGCAGAACGGCAGCUCCUAUGGAGCAAGCUGCGGAGUACGACGAAGGACCGAUCGCAAGAAGUUGCGGAACAGGGAAGGAAGUUGACACCCAGGUCCCCGUGUAUCCUCUCGUGCACGAGAUCCGAAUCGAUAUUGUCGCCCACAUUGAGGGCAUCUGGUCUGGCAAGAUCAUCUACACGUCCGUCAACCCUCACGCCUUCAUUCGAGAUGAGCGACCGAUCCAGAUUUACAACCCGCACAAGGCACCGAUCCUGGACCACUACCGGUUGAAGGUGCCCCGCAUCCGCGCGAUACUGGAGUACGUUAACUUCGUGAUCCUGUUCGUGCUCUACAUUAUGACCAUCGAACACAUCGACACAAAUCACAUGAAUGGGUACGAGCUCGCGUUCAUCGUGUACGCGCUGGCGUUCUCACUGGACAAAGCGGCCGCGAUGCGCGAGCACGGGCUCAAGGUCUUCGCUUCCUCGCUUGUGAACGGCUUCGACAUAUUCUUCGUGAUCAUCUUCUGCGUCUACCUUGCUGCGCGUCUCAUCGGCUUUUGGACUCAUAAUGAGGGAGCCCUCGAAUUCGGUUCAGAUCUGAUCGCCGUCGGCGCAGUGUUCAUGUUCCCACGUCUAGUUUUCAUGACCCUCGCGAACAACCUCAUGAUCCUCAGCAUUCGGUCCAUGUUGACCGAGUUCUUCUCUUCUAUCCACCCGGUGCUCGGUCCGCUUCUCAUGGUCAGCUACGCCUUCCUGUCGAACACCCUGCUCCUGACUGUGGCCGUGGCGAUCCUCGGUAACACGUUUGCCAUCAUCAGCCAGGACGCCGCAGCCGAAUCCAUGUUCCGCAAGGCAGUCGCCACUAUUGAGGGGGUGAAGGGUGACGCUGUGUUCAGCUACCAGCUUCCUUUCAACAUCCUGGCCAUCGUCAUCCUUUAUCCGUUGAGCUUUAUCUUGAACGCCCGCUGGUUCCACAAGAUCAAUGUGCUCAUGAUUCGGGUAACGAACCUCCCUGUCCUGCUCCUGAUCGGUUUGUAUGACAGGCAGCGGUAUCAAGACUCGUCCUUAUGGGAGAACGUGUGCGACUAUGCCGACCACACGUGGGGAAAGAUCACGGCCGCUGCUGGAUUCGAUCAUAUUGCAGGCAACAGAAUGGACAUUGAAACUGUGUUCGAGGCCGAACGCGAGUAUGGCAGUUACUACGAUGGAUGGGAGGACGAGGAAGUGUUUGAAGAGGACGACACGCCGACGGGCGAGGACGUAACAGUACUGGCGGAAGCCGGUGCGGUGCAAGACUCCCCAAUGGCUGCUUCGCCCGAACAGACGAUGUUCCAUCGACAGAGUAGCGCCCCGCCGAAUAGUCCCCGAGAGCGGAGCCUUGACCGUGGGCAUAAGGUGUCCACGGGUCUCCAGGCAGCGAACGCGACUGCUAUGGCAAGCGCGGCUGCGCCGCUGGCGCGUGUUCGUCGCAGCAGUCUGUCUGUAUACGGACCCAGCCCGCUCGCGCAGUUGUUCGUCGGCGGCGACCAAGCAUCACACGCGACGCACAGGCAGCGCACGAUAAACGUGGGCUCUUUACCCGUAACAUCGUCGUUCCCGCAGGCCACGUCGACCUCGGUUUCACCACAUCGGCAUCGCAUGUCAUUUGCGGGCCUCGCGCGCUCGACCACACGCCCGAGUCUGUCGCCCAUGGAGGACACGAUCGAGGAGCGCCCGACACCGAGCGAGCCGGGCAUGUCUCGAUCCCUGAGUCCCAACAACCCAUUGCGCACCCGCACCGAAAGCGGAGGGCUGAAUCCUCCGCCCACGCAGCGUUUCCCGAGCUACGGCAGCUUGCAGGAGAGCAAGAAGAAGCCUCAAGUCACGUUCCAAUCGCCGUCGCCCGUCUUGCCGGCAAAGGACUCGGCUGGCGUCGACAAGCCUGCCCAGGACGCUGCACCCCCUGACGGUGCGGAGCUCGCUCAUCGUGCAGAGCUGGCCGCUGAGCGCGCCGGAGUGGCCGCCAAGGACUUCGCUCAGGACGGCGGAGAUAAGCAGGAACAACCAAAGGGAAUACUCGAAUCCAAGGAGCCUCAGAAGGAGGUGGACGACAAGAAGGACAAGCAGCCUCCCAAAGAGACAUGGCCAGAGGCGCUGAAGGUCGAGGGCGUCAAGUCUCCCAAGGACCGCAAGGAGCCGUUGCCGAAGGCAGAGAGCGGCGGCCGUCCCAUUCCGCAGUCGGCGAAGGGCACGCCCGGAACGUCAGCUCGUGGCACCCCAGGAACGGCGCCUGGUACCACCAAGGGUACACCGGCGGAGUCGGCGCGCUCGACGCCCGAGUCCUCUCAGCUCAUAGCUGUCGGCGGAGACGUGCCCGCACCACCUAAGCUCACCUUGCCAAAGGCGAAGCAAAUGCGCAAGCCGUCGCCUCAGUCUGGUGGCAAGUUGAACUCUCCGCAUAUCGCGCCCACCGGCGUUCCCGGAGGGAAGGCGCCGACAACGGCCAGCGAGCUGCUCGAGAAGCUGGAGAACAAGCAGGGCGACAAACAGUCCUCAAGCGACAGGACCAUGGAGCAGCUGCGCGCGAUUGAGGCGCGCCAGUCCAGAAUCGAGGACAUGCUGAUGCGCCUGCUGGACGGUGCUGGCGCCAGCUCUGGAGGUAUCGGCGGAGCUACUGCUGGUGCAUUCGAGCGCGGGGGCAGCGGCAGUGGGACUGGGCGUGAGAGAAGUAGUAGCGGCGCUGGUGGCAGGGGCGGCAGACCUGGCAUAACGCGAAGCGGCAGGAGUAGAGCUAGCAGCCGUGUCGAGGAGGAAGGGGAAGAGGAAUGCCGCCCGCUCCAGAUCCGCACACCGCGGCACGAGGAGCCGCACGACACGUUUGACGACUACAAGUAG
Molecule: messenger RNA, 3018 nt
Organism: Trichosporon asahii var. asahii CBS 2479
Lineage: Eukaryota; Fungi; Basidiomycota; Tremellomycetes; Trichosporonales; Trichosporonaceae
Exons: 6
Coding region: 1-3018 (1005 amino acids)
Source: RefSeq, a predicted model, not a curated record